Esox lucius (northern pike) is the source of this 3493-nucleotide messenger RNA. It is a transcript of the gene arhgef16, whose product is annotated as Rho guanine nucleotide exchange factor (GEF) 16. The record is from RefSeq and is a predicted model, not a curated record. Bases 448 to 2523 code for a protein of 691 amino acids. The transcript has 15 exons. Lineage: Eukaryota; Metazoa; Chordata; Actinopteri; Esociformes; Esocidae. Gene Ontology annotation, molecular function: protein binding; guanyl-nucleotide exchange factor activity. Gene Ontology annotation, biological process: activation of GTPase activity.
UUAGAACUUUAGGGAAUUCCAAUAGAUAAAUUCGUUUACCAACCCUGCACAAAUUGAAAAUAGCGAAGUACUGUUUUUUUUAUAGGUCGAAUAGCACAGAAUGCCACACUGGCCACUGAGCUUCCAGGAUUGCACGUAAACGCACCAUACACACCUGUAGAACGCACAGACCUUGGGCUUCUGUUAUUGCAAACUGAGGAGGAAGGAAAGGAAAACUAACCUAUACCAAAAGGAGUAGACAUACUGUACUUGGUAGUGUACAAUUUCUUUGACAAAUUUCACAACUGUUCUACAGGAUAGUUGCCAAACACAUGGACUAAACUGUUUGCAAGAGGAACUACUUUUUCGGAGUUGGGCAGGUACACAGUGUCCAUGCUGCUCUAGAAGCCUGUUACUGCAGAGGGAACGGAGCUUUCAGGCAGAAAGACAUUGAUCCAGGGCAGGAACAUGGACGUCUCCACGGGUGACCAGAACCCUCUCCUUCUGGAGCAAAACAUCUCCAGCCUGCAGCUUGACUGUCACGAUGGCCCACUGCGGGACUCGACCACGUCUCAGGCAGAGUCCUCAUUGGCCAAAGGCCCGAAGAAGCGCGAGCCAGUGGUCCUGAGCACUCAAAGUGCAGCAGCAAGGAAGCUAGGCACCCAGCAGCUCAUCCCUAAGAACCUGGCGGUGUCCAGUCGGACCAAUAAGCAGCGCUACCACACCACUGUGGUGAACUUCCCCGUGGCUCAGGAGGCCUGUUCCAGUCCCUCGUCCACGAACCGUCACUCCACCAUGGGCUCCGCCCUCUCCCGGGAUGACUAUGACAGCGACGGAGAGGGCAUUUCACAGUGGGGCAACCGCAGGAACAAGUCGUACCGAGCUGCGGUGACGUGCCUGGACAUGGACGCCAUGACCGAGAAUCGAGGGGGCGCCAACACUCUAAAACCUAUGAAGGAAAACAGCAGAGCCACAAGUCCUGGACCAGCACGCAGUCCUGGACGCAAGAGAACCUUGGGGAGAAAGAGGAACCAGAAGCACGCGGGCUCGUUCAAAGAUGAUCCUCGACUGUACCAGGAGAUCAAGGAGCGUGGGCUACAGCCCACUGCUCUGAAUGUAGAGGACGAUGACUAUGUCCACGUGGAGCCACCUGGGGAGGACCAGGGGAUUGUGGUCAAGAACUACAGACCAACACAGGCGACCUGGAGCUCACUGCCACAGGUGAAGGAUAAUGGCAUUCUUGAGAUGAUCUCUCCUGAAGAGCGGAAGAGACAGGAGGCCAUCUUUGAGAUAAUCACGUCAGAGUACUCGUACCUACACAGCCUCGGCAUCCUGGUGCGCCACUUCAUGGGGAGCGACGCCCUGCGGAAGACCAUGACCACCACGGAGCACCACCACCUCUUCUCCAACAUCGCUGUCAUUGAAAGCAUCAGCAGAAGCUUUUUUGAGGACCUUGAAAGGCGCCACAAUGAGGACCCAGUGAUCAAGGACAUCAGUGACAUAGUGCAGAAGCACGCGAGCCACAAAUUUGACCCAUACAUCGUGUACUGCUCCAACGAGACUUUCCAGCAGAGGACACUGCAGAAGUUGCUAACGAGCAACACAGCCUUUAAGGAGGCGUUGAAACAGAUUGAGGGGAGCGGUGAGUCACAAGGCCUGCCCAUGAUCUCCUUCCUCAUCCUCCCCAUGCAGAGAGUCACCCGUCUACCACUCUUACUGGAUACCAUCUGUCAGAAAACUAAGGACAAAACCGCAGAGUACUAUGCUGCAGUCUGGGCACUGAAGGCGAUAAGUAAGUUGGUGAAUAGCUGCAAUGACGGAGCUCGACGAAUGGAGAGGACAGAACAGAUGUACACUAUUCAGAAGCAGAUGGAGUUUGGCAAGAUCAAGCCUUUCCCACUGGUCUCGUCUUCGCGGUGGCUACUAAAGCGUGGGGAGCUGGCCGUCUGCACUGAGGAGCUCAGUAUCUUCUGGAAAGCCUUCAGCCACAAGAGUUUUUACCUGUUCCUCUUUAACGAUGUGCUCAUCGUCACUAAAAAGAAAAGUGAAGAGAGCUACGUGGUGAUGGACUAUGCUACUCUGGAGAACGUGGAGGUGGAGCUGCCGGAAGAGACGGAGGGACGGACGUCACCGCAGGCGAAGGGAGGCUUUCCCCUCCUGUCUCUACGCCUGCUAAUGUCAAAGAACAGCGAGGGGAGAACAGAGCAGAUCGCUCUGGUUGCUGAGUGCAGGGUCGACCGGGCUCGCUGGGUGAGCGCUCUCCGGGGGCACAAGCAAAUGGAAAACAGGACCAGUACAGAUGGCCUGCCGCAGUAUGAGGCCACUAAAGCCUACAUGCCAAAGAUGCCAGAUGAGUUAGGCCUGCAGCAAGCCGAGGUAGUCAUCCUCCUGCAGAAAGAAGAGGACUGGUGUCAUGGGGAAAGAAUGAGAGACGGGGAGAGAGGCUGGUUCCCUGCCAGUUGUGUCACUGAGAUCACAAGUCGUGCUGCCAUGGAGAACAAUGUACAGCGCAUGAAGCGUCUGCGCAAGGAGACCAACGUUUAAACAACUUUCAGCCAGACAACCAACAUUCCUGCCUCCAUAUCUUCAGUCAAAGACCUCUGCAAGAGCAAAAAGUUGUUCGUUGCCAAUUUCAAAUGUAACACAUUUGCUAGAUUUAAGAAUGUUUGUUCGUGUUUUAUACAUUUAAUUGUACAGAAUAAGUACUAACUAGUUAUGAAUUUCUAUUUUUCAUAUUAAUUUGAAAAGUGCCAUGUUGUAUGGUGAUGGGACAAACCAUCUCUGAAAUGACUUCCCAAACUAGGAGGAAAGAUAUGUUCAACCCAGAAGGUUUGUAAAGGAACUAAAAGAACUGUAGACCAUAGAAAUAAUGGGUUGACUCUUUUAAGCUCUGAUUAUUACAUUAAAAAAACAUUGAGGCACAAUGAAGCUGCAACAUUGUAUUUUUACCUAGUAAAUCACGGGGUGACCGACCAGUCGAGGAGCCCUACCCUACAGCAAAAAGUUCCCAACACUUUAGGACAACCGUGGAUAAUGACAUUUGCAAAUGCACUACUAUGUAACUAACUGCAGUACUAUAGGGCAUAUUAAGCAGAAUAUUUAAAGAUGAUUCUACUCCUUCAGUUGUUCACAUGGCUGGAUCUAUAUCAUGUAAUCUGUCUGAAUUCUAACCGAGGGAUUCUAAACAGGUUCUGACAAUACUGUAUAGUUCACUGCCUGUAAAUAGGCCUUCUAUUCUUCAAAACUGUACUUCAUGCAUAUGACAGAAAUUGCCUUUCCCCCCUACAUUGAUCACCACACAAAGAAAUCUGCUGGUAUCAAGCAUAUACAUGCUGCAUUGAAGAGGGCAGCCUAUCACUGUUUUAAAGGGAGGUUUUGAUAAAGCAAACUCCACUAAGUCGGUAAAACCUCAACUGUGUGGCCCUUUAAAUUAGUGUAGUAAAUGUGCCAUAUAAAAGCAGGGACUCUAAACAAUAUGCUGCUGUUUGUGAACUUUCACUUUGUGUGAUUGCAG